Molecule: messenger RNA, 3150 nt
Organism: Argiope bruennichi
Lineage: Eukaryota; Metazoa; Arthropoda; Arachnida; Araneae; Araneidae
Product: protein disabled-like
Exons: 11
Coding region: 239-2581 (780 amino acids)
Source: RefSeq, a predicted model, not a curated record
ACUCUCCGAAGCGUCGAGUCCAACAGGCAGUUCUCGUGUUUGCAUACCAGGAAGGAUUUGAUAUAUCUCCUAAGUGAAUUUUGAUAUUGUUAUUGUCUUUGGAAUUUGUACAUACGAUAGUGGUCAUUUUGAAGAAAUAGCGAAUUCUUAGAAGCGCUUACGAGGAAGAAAACAGGCGGAAAAAACAGGUGUAACGAGCUCUACAGCUGGUGUUCUUUUUCUGUCGAGAAUCUCCGCAAUGCAAGACAAGGAGACCGUGGACGACGCUGAGGAGGCCUUGACUUGCAAGACCGACAUCAUCAGCCAAACUCCUGAGAAAAAAGACGAGAAGCAGAAGGAAUCCACCAAAGACGGAAAAUUUGCCUUCCGGAAGAUGAAAACGCCCAAGAAAGAGAAACCUGACAAAAAUAGUCCGUCGAAGUAUGAAGGAGACGGAGUUGUCUUCAAAGCAAAACUGAUUGGUGUUGAAUCAGUAUCCGAUCCAAGAGGAGACAAAAUGUGCCAAGAGGCGAUGCAAAGGUUGAAGUUGAACGUUAAGAAUACUGGUCCACAUAAAAGGAAAAUAACUAUAUCUGUUUCUCUACAAGGCAUCAAAAUAAAGGACGAGAAAACAGGGGCCGUGAUGUACCAUCAUCCGGUUUCCCUGAUAUCUUUUAUAUCUCAAGAUAUAUCAGACGCAAGAGCGUUUGGCUAUGUAUUUGGAUCCACCAGCGAACCUCACCAGUUCAUUGCAAUAAAAACAGAGAAACCCGCUUUUCAUGUUGUUUUGGCCUUGAGAGAUUUAUUUCAAACAGUUUUGAAUCAUAAACAGGAAGAAAUACAACAUGUUAAAGAACAGACGACCGAAGAGCCUAAAGCUACUAAAGCAGAUGAAAUUGAAAAGAAAGAAGAUCAAAGCGUGAAAGCAGAAGAACCUAUAAAGGUGCCAGAAGAGGCCAAACCUAAAGAUGAAAAUAUAUAUUUUGAAGUACUACUGACGGAACCCCGGCAAGUUCCUGAGGAAAGUUUGUUAGUCGACAAUAAAGAGCCUACAACAACUGUAGAUGAUCUUUUAGGUUUACAAAAUGAAAUGGAUAAAUUAAAAGAGGGUAUAAACCAAAUGGAUACCAGUAUUGCUGCUGUUGCAGCAUUCAAUACUGAUGUCCCAUUACCAGAACCAGACCCUUUCGACACUUCUUUCGUUUUGGGUCCAAAACGGGAUUCCUUUCCUUUACCUAUGCCAACGCCCAUACCAGUUCCUGCCACUACAGCUCCUAUGACAGUUGUAGAAGAUAAUCUGUUUGCAGAGCAAAGUGGAUUCGGUGAUAAAUAUGCUGCCUUUAAUGCCAUUGAUACUAUUCCUAGUGUUUUCGAGUCGCCUGAAAACAAUGGAGAACAAAAUGUGGCAGACAUCAAAGAUCUCGAAGAAGAAAUUACGAAAAAGACAGCACCUGCCAAACCUCCUCGUCUGAGCAAGUCACCUGACUUAAGCGUAUUCGCUGAUCUAGACCCACUUGGAAAGGACAGGCCUUACAAAGAUAAAACCGAAUUUUUCCAGGAUGUCAAAAAUCCUCCUAAAAAGGUUCUGAAUGAUCUGGUUGAUCCCAACAAGGAAUUCCCUAUUGUGUUACCCUCUGUUCCUUCUUUCCCUGUCGAUUUUGAGAACAUAACCCCACCUUCCUUCGUUAACUCUCCUGCAUCUGUACCUCUGUCAACUACCCCCUUAACUACACCUAUGGCUUAUAGUUUGAAUGGGAAUGGUGAGAAAAUUCCUAAUCCUUUUGAAAGCAAAAACAUCCCGGAAAACAAUUAUUAUGCUCCGUUAUCCAAUGGUUUGGUAGGUUUUCCAAUGAAUGGUUCUUCACAUGUUGGAAAAUCUCCACCGCUUGCCAAUCAACAGCUUACUGUUAACUGUAAUUUAAAUAUGCAGCAAAAUACAAGUUCUCCUAUACCUAUUCCUUCUAAUCAAACAGGGUUAAUCAAAGAAAGGGCAUUUUCCAAUGGAAGCAUAGGAAGUCCUUAUUCAAAAAGUCCUCUUAACUACAGCACAGAUUCUCCUGUUAAUUCUGAUUAUUACAUUCCAAACUAUAACAGUUCUGAAGGGAAUAGUCCGACAGGAUUUAAAAAUGGUUUGCAACAAAAUCAUUACACAACAAAUGGGGAAAAUGGCCACAUUUCACCUAAUGGAAAUACUAACCUUACCAAGCAUAACAUUAAUAGCCUCCUUAAUAAUAACACUACUAACACUCAACAAAAUGGUGUUUCUCGCCCCAGACCGCGCCCAUCUCUCAACAAAGGAGGUUCAAUACCGAAUGGUGGACGCACUGUUUCAUCUCACUCAUUGUCAAGCGAUUCAUCUUCAGACUAUGAGGUUAUUAGUCGUGAAAAUAUGCAAUCCAUCGCCAAUGUGUUGCUAACGAAUGGGCAUAGAUUGAGGGCACAGUCCCUGUGUCUAGAAUCGAACAAUGAAUUCAAACUAAAGCUACCUGGUGAGAAAAAUAUUUUUGCAAAACAGCACGAUCCGUUUGCUGAUGAUUUCUUCUUCUCUUUACCAAAGAAAAAUAGCCAUCUAACCAAUGCAGAAAUUCCAGAAUAUGUGUGACCAUGUGUGGUUUUAUGUUUUGUGACUUGUCUUUAACAGGACGACGAACUAGAAGAAUCGCCAUAUGGUACAGUAGUCAAAGAAAAGAAAACGGAGGAAGAAGAAGUAGAAGAAUGAAAGUUUUAAGUAUAUUCUAAAAUGCAUGAAUUAGUAAGUGAAGAAAAAAUUAGAACUGUUUCAUAUUACAAGUUAUUCAAAUAUCUUAUGUGUAUAUAAAAAUCAUUUGUGUUAUUUAGGUAACUCCAAACAAAUUAAUGGUGGAUUACAAUUCAAUAGAGUAAUAUUCAAUUUGAACUCAACUAAAAUAUUUAUUUGUAAUAUAUAAAAUUUAUUCAAAAUAUAACCUUUUUUGUAAAUCUAUGGAAGAAAAAAACUUGUAAAAUAAUGAUUUUCAACAGCAUUUUUGUAGAAUUUGAAAAAUGAACUUUGUUUUGUUUUUGUUUUCAUGGAUUUUCAGUGUCUAAUUAUAUAUGUAUGAAUUGUAUUAGAUAAUGAAAAAUGAAAUAUAUGUUUUCUAUUGAAGAUUUUUAUUUCAUGUUUUAUGAAUAAAUGAAUGUGUGAUUGUACAA